AGAGACGCACACACUCCUCCUUCAGUCCCUCCAGCCACGCACACACACUGGCGGAGCUGCUGUCUGCAGUAGUACAGUACAGCUGCCUGGGAUUUCUCUUAGUUAAAGAGUCUGAGGGUCGAGUGGCGAACGAGAGAGAAAAAGGGAGAGUCCAGCUGAAACGAGACGAAGCGGGACGACGUUUGUUUUGGUUUAUUUUCUUACUGUGUAUCCGGAAGACAGAGAUGAUGGAGACCAAACUCUGGGCUGCCCUUUUUGCGCUGCUGCUCAUUCACUGGGGAUCAGCUGAGCCUGGUGAUGCCGCUCCCUCCUCUAAUUCAAAAGGUGCUCUUCAGGCUCCAGUUGCAGAGCCUGAACCUGCUUCUGGCCUGAACUCCAGCAACCAUGCUGCCACGCUUUUACCGAAUGCCUCUGACACCAAUGUCACCAGUAGUUUGAGAAACAACACAACUACAGAAGGGCAAAUGAAUAAUGAUACUGUCAUCGUCCCUUCCUCAGAUCCUAAAAUAAACCUGACAAAUCAGUCAACAACACAGCCUACAGCUCCUCCCGCUGAGAGCCACGCCCCCACCUCUCACCUCACACCCACCACCAUCGCCACCACCAGCACCACACACACAACUCACCCUGCUCCCACAGACACCACACAGACCACCGCGCCACCCACAAACACCUCGCCUCAAGCUACACCUACACUUCCUGUCUCCGUGACAGCAUCAAACCAGCCCACACACAACAUAACACACUCAUCCACUUCUGUCCCAACACCUGAGCCACCUAAAUCCGGAAAUACCACCACUUCCACCAUCGCCCAGUCCACUUCAGCAUCCAGCACCAGCUCCUCUAAAGAGCCCCCCAAUUCACAAACGCAAAACACUGCACCACCCGACGGACAUCCUGGGACCUCCACUGAAGCCCACCAAAAGUUAACAAGCAGCCCACCAAGCAGCCCCCAGGCCAAAACCCAUGCCGACACCCCCUCCCAGCUCAACGUUGGGGGUGACACUACGGUGAUCCAUGAGUCUCCCACAUUAGACCCCCUCCUGGCUGGCCUGGUGUCAGCCUUCAUCAUCACUGCUGUCAUCAUCACUCUGCUUCUCUUCCUCAAACUGCGCCGAAGAGACAACCGACCAGAGUUCCGCAGGCUCCAGGACCUACCUAUGGACGAUAUGAUGGAGGACACACCCUUGUCCAUGUACAGCUACUGAUGGAGGCACGACUGACAUUUUUUUGGCACCCAAAUACUCUCCUUGAAUCCAGGCUCAUGCCGCAAUGGCUGUCAAACCUGGUCUCUCUUCCUUAAUCUUCACCAAACAGAAAGAAUUCUGGGUAGGUGUGAGCACAUUUCUGGAUUGCUUUCAUUUAUCUAGAUCACUGUCAUGUAGGAAAGGACACAAUUGAAGCUGCAAUGGACAAUGAAGAUAACGCCCACCAUGGGGUCGGAUUGGCUAUUUUGGUGUCUUUAAUUUCAAAUUUGGCCAACGCCCUUGUUUAAUACUGUAUGCUUAAUAUUUGUCAGCCCAUCUUGUGGAGUAAGGGAGUUGUAUAAUACAUUUUCAUUUCCCUAGAGUUAUAAAGGUGUAAAGCAGGAGGCAACCUCAUUUGGGCACUUGGACACAGACUCAGCCUUCUGCUACCAGACUCUUAUGUGGGGUCACUGGUCUGAUUUCCCUGUUAUUAGUUAAAGUUACAAAGUCAGACAGAAAAAAGUCUGACGGAGAGGCCAGAGAAAAGAAAUGAACAUAGAAAACGGCCUGAUUAUGGAGGUUGCACUUUACUUUUUCAGGAGCAGGGGGAAAAAAAUGGACAUAUUUUUGUGUAUGAUCAAAUUUGAGUUUUGUAUGCAUAAAGAGGUGCGGGCAGUGUGUGUGUUUGUAGGUGUGUGAGUCUGUUGAAGGUGCGUGUAAGGAUUUUUGAAGUUAUGGAAGGGGAUAUUUAAGCGUUUUCUCUUUGUGUUGAAGGUCCUGCUGCCUUUUGGCCUGGUUUUGAUACAUGUGUUUUUUUCUCUCCUGGGGUCUUGAGUCCAGGAGAGAGUGCCUUACACAUUAUCGGAACAGCUCUUAUUGUAUACUGUAUUUAUAGUCAACUUCCAGAUUUACCAGUCAUUCCCAGAACUUUGUGCGAUCCCCAUCGAAAAACACACACUCUGGGCCAGGUAGCUGCUCUGACUUGCCUGUGUUUGAAGACUAGCCUUGAGCGUGUUCACCAUGAGGCACUCAUUCAUACAAUGACAGUUGCAGACUGAAAUUGGCCAGUGGCCUUUCCACACAGUGUUAGCAUUGUCCUGUGUGUUGUAAAUACUACUGAUGAUUGCAUCAUGCAAAGAAAACUUUUUUGAAAUGUCAUCUUAGUUGGUGCUUUAGCUUUUCAUGCAAACUGUUACAUGGACUGUCCUGACAGCACCUUGUUCUCUCAGAUGGAAAGUUCAUGAAUAUUUCAUUGAUUUUACUGUGUAUCUGCCUCGCUAUCUGCAUCCUCUGCAAAUGUGCCGGAAAAAGUGAGCGAAAGUGAGACAAACACAAGACGACCCACGUCGAUGGGAAUCAGUUGGGAGCUAAUACUUCAGUUAGUCAAUUCGCAGUUGAAUCUUUCUACCAUGAAUAACUACAGAUGGGUGACAAAUUAAAGGAAUAAUAAAACAAAAUGGCCGAUACUGGAGGGAUAAACACCUAAAGAUAUUCCCUCACUUACUGUUUAGAACCCUUGUUCUUCCUUUUGUCAACCGUCUGUACAACCACAGAAAAUUAUACACUUGAGAUGUCUGAUAUUGGUGUUAAAAUUGUAAGUAUCCUGAAUGCAUAAUGAGGCUUUGCUGCCAGAUGUGGAUUAUGGACUGUGUUUUAUGAUUAAAAGUAUUUUGAAACCA
This is a messenger RNA of Dicentrarchus labrax (European seabass), 2866 nucleotides long. RefSeq lists its product as uncharacterized. The record is from RefSeq and is a predicted model, not a curated record. Bases 225 to 1208 code for a protein of 327 amino acids. The transcript is spliced from 5 exons. NCBI's taxonomy places the organism in Eukaryota, Metazoa, Chordata, Actinopteri, Moronidae.